Messenger RNA from Danaus chrysippus (African queen), 1578 nucleotides. The record is from the annotation of a GenBank genome assembly. NCBI's taxonomy places the organism in Eukaryota, Metazoa, Arthropoda, Insecta, Lepidoptera, Nymphalidae.
AUGCAGGACAAUGUGGCUUCCGACGGGGAGGAGGAGAGAAAUGGUGAAGAUAAUAGCGAAUCUGAAGAGGAGCCAUUUGAUAUUUCGCUAGCAGCCUCACAUUCGUACAUGGGAAACAGCCUAGUAGCAGUGAGUGGUCGCUCUGUGUUGGAGGCAGGCUGGGUGGGUCGAGUCCCGGUGGCAGCUCAUCACGGCACAGUGUUCCCCGGAGAGACGGUGCCCAUGCUGCUCACUCACCCACACGACAGCGCCAUCAUCGCGAGAGCCAUCAAGCAUAACAAGCUGUUCGGUCUGCUAUGUCCUGAUGAGACGGGCAGCCUCGUGUCGGGGUACGGCGUCUUGUGCGAGGUGUUCGAGGCGGGAGUGGGCGUGGAGGACGAGCCCCCGCGCACGCUGUCCUUCAAGGCGCGUGCCACUCAUCGCUUCCGCUGCCUCCACAUGCCCAAGCAUUCGGUUCCCAUACACAUGUACUCCAGGAUGCGUGCUGUUGACGUGCGCGUUCUGCCCGAGGUCCGUCUCGGGGAGCCUCUGAGACACGCGCGUCUCGCCAGCCUCGACACUCUGCGUCGAUCCACGUCGGACGGUCGCCUGCGCUGUAUGGACGCGGCCGUGACCCCGUGGCCGCUGUUCGUGUACGACAUCUUCGACUACCGCCGCAUGAGACGGGUCAUCGAGGACUACUUUAAGAGCAUGUCGCUAGAGAACCUGCCGGAGGAGGCUGUUUCUCUGUCGUUCUGGACGGCGUCCAACCUGGCGCUGUCUGCGCGCGACCGCCUGGCCCUGUUCGUGGUGGACGACGCCCUCCUCCGCCUGCACAUGGAGGUGCGCCUCAUCACCAGGGUGAGUCCUCGCCCCCCUCACCUCCUCCCUCCCGCCCCCGGUCCAGCUCCUACUCACUGUAACCGCCGGUGGUCCACAGAAGAGCGUGUUGUGCUGCGCGUCGUGCGCCACCGUGGUGGCUCGCCGGGAGGACAUCUUCGCCAUGUCGAGCGAGGGCGUGCACGCCAACUACAGCAACCCGGGCGGCUACAUGCACGACAUAGUGACUGUGUCCCGCGCCUCCAACACGUCCGCGGGCGGCGCUCCGUCCGCCGAGUUCUCGUGGUUCCCGGGCUACACGUGGACGGUGGCGCUGUGCUCGUCGUGCACGUCGCACGUGGGCUGGAAGUUCGAGGCGCUUCGCCGCACCCUCCGGCCGCAGUACUUCUACGGCCUGUGUCGGAACUUCGUCCGGCCGCGCUGCGACGGAGACUCCUCGCCGCCCCCCCACCCCGCCCUCCCCGACACACACCGAGCAUGACGAACAGCCGCUCGAGGAUUCGUGAACUAGACGAUAGACGAUCUGUCGAGGAACGGCGACCUGGAGGACCUCGCUUUAUACGCUUUGUUGUGAAGUUGAGAAAGUAUCGCGGCUCAUACGGGGAAGUGACGACUCGUGGCCAUCACGAGCUGAGUACUGAGGUGAAGAAAGUUAAACCGAUGAGAGUUUUAUACGGGCGACAGAUAUCCUUAGAGGUCUACGUUAACUAUAAAGAACUUAUUAAAAUAUAUGUACACUUACAGUGUGUGAUGAUUUAG